CGGCGGCGGCAGCGCGCCCCGAGCGAGCAGCGGCCCCAGCGGCCCCGCCAUACCCCGUGCCGCCCCGAGGCGCGGCAGCGGGCUCCCGCGGUGCACGGGACAGGAAUAUCGCCAACGUACGUCACACGCGAUCGUUCCGCGCACAAUUUUCCUGGUCCGCGUUUCGAACAUUUGAACGCGGCGCUGCCCCGGCGCGGCCGCCCCCCCCUGUCCUUCGCCUUGGCGCCGGUUGUUGUCGAACGCGCGCAGGGCGCACAGCUCAGCUGCAGGUAAAGGGCACGGGGCGCGGCGCGCAGGGCCCGCGGGACCCGGGGACCCACAGCAGGGAUGGCGGUGCGCGGGGUCGCGGCGCUGCUGGCGGUGCUGCUGCUGUGCCUGACCGCCACCGAGUCCGAGGCGAAGGCCUCUACGGCGCCCUCGUCGUCGACGUCCUCGUCCGCGCUAUGCAGCAAGUUCCCCAGCUACUGCGACCAGGCCGACGCCGCCGGCCAGGACGACAAGAAGGGCAAGAACCCGCACCAGCGCUUCGCCGAGACCAAAUGGCGGAAGCCCAAGGGAGACGCGGAAAUAAGAGGGCACCUGGCUCCCAAGCGGCCUCUGAAGACGCCGGCGGAGAAUGACAUCGAUGAGUCGGCUGCCCUCCGCGCCGCCACUAUUCGGGAGGCCGAGGAGCGGAUGCGACAGUCGGAGGUCGGUCGGGCCAGGGGCAGCGGGGGCGACGCCGCCGGGGGCGCGGCCGGGCUGACGCAGACCUCCACCUCGGCCUUCGACAAGCGGAGGACGGUGGAGGACGCCCGGCGGAAAGCGCACCUCAUCCAGGAGGCGAGGAGGAAGCGGAGGCAGCGGCUAGAGGAGGAGGAGGAAGAGGAGGACGACGAGGACGAGAUGGUCGUGGAGGUUGAGGAGGACGAAGAGGAGGACGACGAAUCUGACGAGGAUGACGAAGUUGUGGAGGUUGAAGAUGACGACAGCGACGAAGAUGAAGACGUAGACAGCGAAGAGCUAGUCAGUGACGAAGAGGAGGAAGAAGAGGAGGAGUACGUGGAAGAGGGUAAGGACAAAGAAGAGGAGGAAGAGGAGGAGGAGGAGGAACACGAGGAAGAAAGCCACGAGGAGAUCGAACUAUAUGAUGAUGAACCAGAAGAUGAAGAGGAAAAACGCGCCCUAAAGAAGCUCCGUGAGUCUGUACAAAGAAGACGGAAAUGGAAGGAAGAAGAAGCGCGAAUGAAACAGAGGGAGGAGGAACGAAAGAAACUUGAAGAAGAGAAGAAAAAGAAAGAUGACGAUGUUCGAAGACGUAGAAUAGAGGAAAUACGAAAGAAAAAGAGACAGGAGGAAGAGGAGAGGCGUAAGGAAGAGGAGGAAGAGGAGCGCAGAAAAGAAGAGGAAGAGGAAAAGAGGCGCAAACAGGAAGAAGAAGAGGAAGAAAGGCGAAAGAAGGAGAGAGAAGAACGACUUCGAAAAUUAAGAGAAGAAAGGGAGAAAGAAGAACGGCGGCGCCUUGAAGAAAAAAGAGAGAUGGAAGAAAAACGACGCCGAGAGGAAGAAGAGAGAAAGCGAAAAGAGGAGGAAGAGGAGAGGGAAAGACUAGAAGAGGAGAAAAGAAGAAUUGAGAAGGAUGAAGAGGAAAAACGUCAAAAGCUACAGGAAGAAGAACGACAGAGAGAGGAGGAAUUAAAAAGAAAGGAGGAGGAAAAGAAAGAGCUUCAGAGAUUACAUGCAGAGGAGAGAAAAAAGCGGGAGGAAGAGAUUAUACUGAGAGAAGAGCAGGAAAAGAAAUUAGCGGAGGAGAGGCGAAAACGAGAAGAAGAGGAAAGAAAGAGAAGAGAAGCAGAGGAGCGAGAGAGGAAGCUAAAACUAGAGCUAGAGAGGGAGCGCAAGAAAAUGGCAGAGGAACAAGAGAGAGAACGAAAGAGAAGAGAAGAAGAGGAGAGGGAACGUAAAAGGAGAGAGGAAGAGGAGCGAGAGCGAAAGAAAAGAGACGAGGAGGAAAGAAAAUUAAAGUUAGCCGAAGAGGAGAGUCGAAAAAGAAAGCAGGAAGAAGAUGCGAAGAGGAAACGAGAAAUUGAGGAGAAAAGGCUGAAGAAGCAAGAAGAGGAAGACAGAAAAACUAAAGCUGCUGCUGAAGAAGAAAGACAGCAAAAGCUUGCUGAUGAAAAGAGACCAAAGCAACAGGUUUCAAAAACUAAGGGAGAGAAGGGUAACGAGAAGAAAGAUAAGAAACAAUCUUUAAAUGCUGAAAGUGAGGGAGACAACGAGUUUGAUCAGACGUCUUGGAUGUCUGGUUUCCCAGAGUUUUUUGCACCAACUGCAGAUGAUGAUGUGAAAAACGAUGAGUGCAAGAAACACAGUAGAAUAUUUGUCCAGCACCUCGCCAAGUACAAACCGUGGGCACUAAGCAUGUACGACGCGACAGCCAAGCUGCCGUCGGGCGUACUCAGUGGGAACGGUAUCCAGUUGGGUGACUUCGAUGAGUGCCUCGGCGUGGACGUCCGCCUUCGCCAGAGGUCCGCGCCGACCAGUCCCGCCAAGGAGGACGCCGAGGCCGAGGAUGUGGCUGUCGUGGCGAGGGCCAUGUCGUGGUUCGCCGACCUGGUGCGCCCCGUGCUGGAGCCGGUGCUGGGAGCGCGCGAGGACCCCGGGCUAGUGCACAUCCGGGGGCGCUACUGCCUGGCCGGAAUGGACUUGGAGUUGAGGAGGCACGAUCCGGGGGUGCGGGUCGCGCUGGACAGGGCGUUGGCCCAUUCCUUUAUUAAGGGCUCCCUCAACGACUCGGCGCACUUCGUGCCGCGCUUCCGCACGUUGGGCUGGGGCGUGUGCGUGCCCGAGGCGUGCGCGGCGCGCGACGUGGAGGUGGCGCUGCGCGGCGCGGUGGCGCGCUUCCAGCGCAGCGGCGCGUGGGGCGCGGGGCUGGUGCGCGCGCGCCUCGCCGUGCCCGCGGCCGCGUGCCGCGUGGCGCCCCGCGCGCCGCCCCUGCAGCGCCUGCCGCCCUCCUUCCUGCUGGCCACCGGCGCGGCCGCGCUGCUGCUGCUCGUCACCCUGGUGGCCACCGUCAAGGACUCGGGCCACGAGCCGGACGAGCUGAGCGGGCUCUCCGGCGUGUUCUCGUGCUUCAGCCUGCGCCGCAACUGGAGCACCCUCACGGCCCCGGAGGACCCCGGCGCCGACGACAUCCGCUGCAUCCACGGCGUGCGCGGCGCGCUGGACUGGGCCGGCCGGGUGGCGACGCGCGUCGUGCGCCUCACGCCCACCCUGGGCAUCGUGACGGUGGCGUACGCCUACGUCCUGGAGCACAUCGGCACGGGCCCCCUGUGGGGCCAGCUCGUGGAGGAGAACGCGCGCAUCUGCCGAGAGCACAUGUGGCGCAACCUGCUCUACGUGCACAACCUGUGGCCCUUCGAGCAGAUGUGCGCGCCGCACACGCACCAGCUGGCCCUGGACAUGCAGCUGUCGCUGCUGGUACCGCCGCUGGUGUGGCUGCUCGUCAAGGCGUGGCCGCUCGCCACCCCGAUGGUCGUGGCGCUCGUGGGCGCGUCCACCUGGCUGCGGCAGCAGGCCGCCGUGCAGCACAACGUCAGCCUGCUCAUCUACAACGGCGCCAAGCCCUCUGACCUGUACCGGGCGGCUGACGCCUCGUACGUGCAGGCGGGCCACCGCGCCUCCGCCUACGUCAUCGGCGUGGCCCUAGGCUACCUACUGCACCGGGUGCCGCGCAAGCUGCACAUCCCCAAGGUGGUGCUGCUGGCGGGCUGGGCGGUGAGCGCGGCGUUGGCGGGCUGGGCGCUGUUCAGCCAGAGGAACGUGGCCCGGCUGGACUACCGCUUCAACGUGGACGAGGCGGCGCGCUUCAACGCGCUAGCGCCGUUGGCCUGGGCGGCCGCCGUGUCCUGGCUCAUCUUCGCCUGCUACACCAACAACGGCGGCCUGCUAGAUAGAGUCCUGUGCGCGCGACCGCUCGUGCUGCUGAGCAGGAUCUCGUACGCCUUCUACCUCACCCAGUUCCUCGUCUUCUUCUACAACGCGGGGUCGGUGCGGUCACAGCGGGAGUUCAGCGUGCUGGCGGCGCUGGACUUGUGGGAGCUGCUGAUCGUGCUGGCGCUGAGCACGCUCAUCACUUUGCUCGUGGAGCUGCCCAUGCAGAGCAUGCGCUCGGCCUUCGCUAGUGGGAAGCGUCGCCAGAGUCUCAGAUGGGACCCGCCCAGCAGCCCGUCGCCACACGGCGUCGAGAGGGUCGGUGCCGAUGUCCUCGCGCGGUUGGACCUGUUCCGCGAGCUUUGGACCCACGCUCCCUCCGCCGAGUGCAAGAGCGGCCUCCAGGACUUCCUGGAGGCUCGCGAGCGCCUGCUGCUGUGGGCGCUUAAAAUGCAGGAAUCGUCCGUCAUCCUGCCCGACGCCCUACUCUCCGGCAAUAUGUUCAGCCUGGGUAACUUUGAUGCGUGCGCCGCGCUUCCGGCGUCCAUGUUCUGCCUCCCGGACGUGGUGGUGAGGCCCGUGUCUAAAACUGGAGUGCGGGAGCACCCCGGUGACGAGAUCAGCCCGUACGAACCGCCGCACGGGCAAAAUGCUACGCUGUGGGAUUGGUUCAAGAUCUCUGGGAACCGCCGCCGCUACCGGCGCGACCUGAUGCAGUGGGCCGUCUGUCUGCCCGCGGCCUGCCAUCGGGACGCCGGUCCCGGGCGGCUUGGAGACGCGCUGGCCGCCUCGAUCGACGGCCUGGCCAAGAAACUGGGCGUAGAGCUGCUCCUCCGCCUGAAUCCCAACGACUGCACCGACUUCACCGCCCGGGGCAGUAUCUUCGAGGAGUUCUUCCGCAGGCUGCAGGAGCGGCCGCUCUUCCUCUACGGCAGCGUCUUCAUCCUCUCCUUCCCCCUCGCGGUGCUCGUGGCCUCGGUGCGCGCGGCCUGCCGCGGGCCCGACGCUCACAGCCAGACCACCCUGGACAAGCCGAGCCUCACUUCUCCAACGUACAAACUGGACUGCUUCGCCAUCCAGGCGAACUGGUGCCGCCUGCGCCGCAAGCAGCAGUCUCAAAUCCACUCUAUCCAGGGCCUGCGCACCAUAACCAUGUUCAUGAUCAUCUUCGGACACCGGGCCAUGUACCUGUUCGGCGGGCCGCUCUCCAACCCGGAGUACGUCGAGAACUCGUUCACCAGGGCGCUAAAGAUGUCGAUCAUCAACGGGACCGUGAUCGUGUCCACGUUCUUCGUUAUCAGCGGCUUCCUGGAGGCGCGCCUUUCCAUGAUCCACAUCGGCAAGCUGCGCCGCUACAACCUGAUGGUGGUGAUGCAGCACUACGUGAUCCGCUACCUGCGGCUUCUGCCGGCGCUGGCCGUGGUGCUCGCCGUGGAGGUCCUCUGGGUGGAGUUCAUGGGAGACGGGCCGAUGUGGGACCAGGUGGUGGGCCAGGCGUCGCGGGACUGCAAGGCCAACUGGUGGGCGCACCUACUCUUCGUCAACAACUACGUUAGCCCCGAUUCGCGGUGCAUGAUCCAGACGUGGUUCGCGUCCGCCGUGCUGCAGCUGUACGUGGCCACGCCUAGGGAUGUAUUUUUACGGUAA
Frankliniella occidentalis (western flower thrips) is the source of this 5559-nucleotide messenger RNA. RefSeq lists its product as uncharacterized. The record is from RefSeq and is a predicted model, not a curated record. The transcript is spliced from 18 exons. Lineage: Eukaryota; Metazoa; Arthropoda; Insecta; Thysanoptera; Thripidae. The coding region runs from base 328 to 5559 and encodes 1743 amino acids. Gene Ontology annotation, molecular function: acyltransferase activity, transferring groups other than amino-acyl groups.